Messenger RNA from Meloidogyne enterolobii, 1380 nucleotides. NCBI's taxonomy places the organism in Eukaryota, Metazoa, Nematoda, Chromadorea, Rhabditida, Meloidogynidae. The record is from the annotation of a GenBank genome assembly.
AUGAGGCCUAAAAAAUAUUUUUCUUUUAAUUUUUUAUUUAUUUGUUUAAUUUUAUUAAUAUUACCUUUUAAAUCGGUUACUAUUUUUGAUGUUCCUUGCACACAAAAGUUGAUAGGAAAUAAAUGUUUAUUUGACGAAGAAUGUUAUGGAACAAAUACAGUAUGUCGGGAUGGGCGCUGUACUUGCCCAACAAAUUUUGAAGAAUUUGAUUUGGAUGAAACAAAAACUGUUUGUAGACUUGCGCCUAGCAAAAUUGGAGAUAGCUGCCAAAGAGAUUGUAAACCUCCUUUGCUUUGUAGAGAUGGAAAGUGUGAAUGUUGGGGUGGAAGUAUAAUUAAUGGUGUUUGUACUGUCCGUCAGUUAAUUUUUUUUAUUUUUAAAGAAGGAGAUUUGGGGAAUUUCUUACAAUUUUAUCAAUCUUUAGCUUUCUAUAACGAAUAUUUUCAAUUUAUAGCUUGUCCCGCUGGUCAACAACUUUAUGGUGUUGAAUGUACUAGAGUUGCUAGUUGGGGGCAAUCUUGUGAAAAAGAUAUUCAUUGUGUAGAUUCUUUUAAUUCUUGUAUAAAUGGACAAUGUCAAUGCUCGCCUGGUACACACAGAGAUUAUAAUAAAGGAAGAUGUUUUGCUGUUUGCCCUGAUGGAAAUUCGCCAAUCUUAACUUGCCGUCGUUUAUUUAUUAAUGAUGUAGAUAUGCUAGAUAAUGCAGCAACAACAGAUAGUUGUCCAGUUGGCUAUCGUUGUGUUACUUAUGGAAGUCCAUAUAUUGGGCAUUGCUGCAAAAUUUAUUGUCCUUAUGGGGAACCUGAUUUAAAUCAAUCUUGUGAUUCUGGGACUAAUGAAGAAUUAAAGUGUCGUCCACUAACACAUUUUUGUAUGACAUUAAGUGAACCAGGUUGGAAAACCUCUAUUUGUUGUCCAAAACCUUGUAGAGACCCAACACCUGUAUAUCACAAUGGACAAUGUUUAAGUAUUGCACACAGAGAUGAUCCCUGUCAAAAUGAUUUACAAUGUGAAGGUGGAGUUACAAUGUUUUGUAAUUUUGGGCAAUGUGAAUGUAAAAUUGGAUUUCAACCGAAUAAUGAUCAUCGUUUUCCAAGUUGUGAAAAACAUUGUGAAUUAAAUGAGGUUUCAACAAUAGAUCGUUGUUUAAAACGUGCAGCAUUAGGUGAACGUUGUAUAAACAGUAAACAAUGUGGAGAUCCAGCAGCAGAAUGCCGUUUUGGUAUUUGUCAAUGUCUCUGCUCUUUUAAAGCAGCAAAUAUACUUGGAGAACAAAGAUGUUCAAAUCCUGAUGAUCCUUUAGGGUUUGGAAAUAUUUUAACGAGAGUUGAACAAAUAUUUCAAAAUAAACAAAGAGGAUUUAAUGGAAUAAAUGCUUAA